UAUUUCUACUCUUAUGGUUUGGUGUAGUUUAAUAAAAUCUCGAGUUUUCUCCCUCCGCCGCUCCGUCAGUCACUUUCCCUUUGAUUCCCCGGCCGGAGAAAGCCACCCUCUUCAUCCGUACCUUACAACUCCAACUUGUGUGCGAUGGUCUGGGUUGGUUUGAUCAGAGUGAGUAAUUUUUGGGUGGAAGAAGGCAGACAGGAGGCGAGCUAGGAUACAAAUACCCACUCUCAGGGCAACCGAUAACUUAGUCUGCUGUGGACUUUGUCGACCAAGCUGUGGAAGAGAAAGACGAAAAAUAAAAGAAAGAAAUAGCACUAACCAAACGUUUAAAAAGUUGGUUUGAUCACGAACCACAAAGUUUCUUGCUACAAAGGUGGAAAAUAAGGGAAAGUUUCUGGUGGUGGUUGAUGUCUCACUUUCACCUCUCUCCAACUACAUCCCUUCUCUUUUCAGCCACGUAAACUCUACAUGCAGAGGAGCAGAAAUAAGCUGCGGGAGUCGAUAUUACUAAAGUGAAUGAAUUACUAAUGAAACAAAGCAAGCCAAGCUACAUUCACGGUGAAAGAAUAAUCGAACCCUCGCCUAUAUUGCUAAAUCAUUCGUCUAUGCGCUCUAUGUACAACAUAAACUAAAAUAAAUUAUUCGUAAAUAGUGACUAUUUUAAUGCAAUGCACAAGUGUUAAAGAGCAUUGGGCACACACUUCGUUGAUUUACAAAUUCAAAACUCGAGAUAAAAAUUUAAUACACGUUUACCAUAUCGAGCGAAUAACAGCGAAAAUAUCAAAUAACGAGUCUAAUUUAAUCUCAAUUGACUGAUAUUAUUGAAAGUUUGACCAAACGAGACCUCAAUAAUCUCUCAACCAAAAUAAAAUCCAUCUUAUUAGAGUUUGCUUUGAUUUUGGACUUGAAAAGUUAAAAGAUGAAGAUGGAAAUUUCGGUGUUGAGCCUCCUGUUCUGGAUAUUUUUCCAUUCCUUGAUCAAAGGGUCCAUCAGCGACGUCAUUCAAAUGCCACGCUUCGUUGGCCCAAUGGAAAAUGUCACAGUCGUGUCCAACCGAGAAGGGAUACUCAGUUGCGUUGUGGAGAAUUUGGGAUCUUAUAAGGUCGCAUUUUUGAGGGUUUCGACUCAAACUAUAUUAACAAUUGGCUCUCAUGUCAUUUCGAGAAGUCACCGGAUUGGACUAUCACACACUGAGAGCAGGGCUUGGAACUUACACAUCCGACAUGCGAAGCAAUCUGAUGCAGGCUACUACAUGUGUCAGGUGAAUACUGACCCGAUGCUGUCUCAAUUGGGUUACCUGCAAGUUGUCGUCCCACCCGAUAUUUUGGACUACCCAACAAGCACCGAUAUGGUUGUGAGAGAGGGAACAAAUGUUUCUCUAAUCUGCGCCGCUACUGGCUUUCCCCAACCGACAGUAAGUUGGCAGAGAGAGGACAAGCAAAAAAUUCCAUACGGGGAAGAUUUAGUUGAAACAAUUGAGGGCUCAGUAUUCAAUAUCAGCAAAGUGAAUCGGCUUCACAUGGGGGCUUAUCUUUGCAUCGCUAGUAAUGGUGUUGCUCCAAAGGUCAGCCGCCGCAUUCUAAUUAUCGUCCACUUCCCUCCCAUGAUAUGGGUUCAACAACAACUGAUCGGAGUUGCCGAGGGGGACGACGUUAUCUUAGAGUGCCAAUCAGAAGCGUAUCCCAAAUCUAUCAACUACUGGGUCAAACACAACGGGGACAUUAUUGUUUCUCCAGUUGAUGGUUCUCCUAUUGACAGCUAUAAUGGAGAAAAAUACGAACCUGUCUUGCUGGACAAUGCGUAUAAAGUGACAAUGCGACUUACAAUUAGAGGGAUUCAACCUCCCGAUUAUGGAAGUUAUGCCUGCCUGUCCAAGAACUCGUUGGGUUCUACGGAUGGUCAGAUUAAAAUUUACCAAAUAUUACCUUUGGUGUCGUCAACGGUUGCGGCCAAACCAACCACAUUGCCUUCGUCCAGUAGUAGCGCUACUAACCCAGAGAAAGCUUCGGCGAAGAAAAAUGGCACAGCCCAUUCGACAAAAACAAAGUCUCAGUCCACAAAGACGAGUCGUAGGGAAAGUGACCACAACAAUGCAAUGAAACCACAAUCUACAACUGCUGUACAAAUUCAAAAUCCAGAUGGAGAUUCGUCAUCUCGACAUCUUGAAGCUUCUCUCUUCAUAGUUUUAUCCUUUUGUAGUAUUUCCAUAGCAAACCAAGCAAAUAUUCAGAAAAUAUUUUCUAUUUCUAAUAUUUUAUUUACUCGGUAAAGUUACAAAGUUUCACGUGGUCAGCGAGAAAUAACUGAAGACCGGUAGUUAAACUGAGAAUUACUUUCGUGUAUAGAUAAUUAUGCAUUAAUAAGUAUCCAACAAGAUGAAAUUAUUAUAUAACUUCAGCAUUGCUCAACUUUAGACCAGAUCCUUAAAUAUUAUUACUAUAAAGAACCGUAACUAAAGGAACCGUCAAAAAUUAUAAAGAUGCUUCAAACACCACAGGAUAAUAUAAUAUACUUGGUCUCCUUGCCGUGCUAAAGUUUGUGUAGUUCACAAAAGUUAUGUAAUAAUAGUUAUACGAGUAUUUGAAAAGUAUUUAGCAAUGAUGCUUUAUAAGUAAUUAUGGAAAAUACCUACAACCUCAAAUACAGAAAGACUAAUUACCUUAAAGUAAGAUAAUAUAUUCUAAGUAGUCUGAAAUCUAUAUGAACAAUGUUAAUUUAGCAUAUAAUUCUAAGGCUGUUCGUAAAUUAGGUCACUCAAAAAUUGACUUUUUGAACCCAUUCUCCCUUGGUCAUGCAUUACGGCAGCUUUUAACGUGUGACAUAAAUGGGCUGGUUGCGAAAGAACGUCCAGACCUCUUCAAAAAGUGACAUAAAACAUGAAUUUAUCAAUAUGAUUUAGCAUCCCCCUAAAAGCGUUAGAAAAUUUGAUCGGCAUUUGAUUAUUACAUAAUUAUUAUGUACAAAAAUACGCAGCAGUAGGAAUUUUGUAAGUCGGGUACAUAAGACAUUCCUAUCUGAUAAUUUAUUGUAGUCAAGUACCUUACAAAAGCAUAUGCGAAAAUGAAUUGGCACGUUUAAAUUUAAUAUGCAUAUUAUAUAUGUACUUAUAUACAGACACAUGUAUUGGGUGGAGUUAAAGUCUAUAAUUCCUACCCUGUAACUCAUAAAAAUCAAAAAACACUGAGCUGAUUGAUACUAAAAACAUAAUUUAGCAAAUAUGUAUGUACUCUGGAAACUAGUCAUAACGCAGAUAUUUACGUAUAAGAUACACACGACGUGUAUUAGCAAACCAGUAGCUAGGUUAAAGCUAAUGAAUGUAUAUGUAUGCAUGUACAAAAGUAUAACCUAUCUACAUACCUGCAACAUGUAAUUUUGGACAAGCUUAAGCUUGCCUGGUAAUACAUAAUUAUGUAUUACCAGGCAAGUUUGAUGUUUCCUGAUAUCCGAUUUAUUAUAGGAAUUGAAAUAUGACUUUAAUAUGAUAUCGUACAUGUACAUACAUAUAUAUAUAGAUAAUGAAAUAAAUAAACAAAAACAUUUGUAUGCAAAUUAUAGUUGCUUAAUAUUUUUAUUUUUAUAGCAUCACAACACGUUACAGAGUUGAACAACAUAAAAUGCAGAGAAAAAUUGAUCGUCAAAUUAAAAAAUUAAAGCCAUCAGAGAUAUCACAAAACACAAUUCGAAUUUAAAAUAUAAAAAAAUAUAGUAAUAAUUCGGUAAUAAUAAUCUCCAGAUUCGUAAUAAUACUGUUGAUUGAGUCCACCAGAAU
Molecule: messenger RNA, 3772 nt
Organism: Folsomia candida
Lineage: Eukaryota; Metazoa; Arthropoda; Collembola; Entomobryomorpha; Isotomidae
Product: lachesin
Exons: 23
Coding region: 923-2272 (449 amino acids)
Cellular component (GO): neuron projection
Source: RefSeq, a predicted model, not a curated record